UCGCGCGCGUGCGGUUCGUGUGUCUGGAGCUGGACUUCCAGCGUGGUCUUCUUGGCGGUCGUUUAGCCGUUUCUGGGGUUUGUUGACCUAACUGGAAGCUCCGGCGAGGUGGGUCGUUCGGGUGGCAGAGCGCUUAGAGCUGCUCCGCAGUACAGAGGCCCUGCGGAGGCCCAGCGACUCCGCCCACAUGCUCCGAGCCAGGCCUAGGGAAGAGACCUUGGUGACCUUGCAUCCUCUGCAGAAUCCAAUGGCUGUGACCACUCACAGGAACCUGGCCCAGGGUUCCCUGACUUCAGAACCAGUUACAGAGCUUGGCCUGGAUGUUUCCUUUGAGGAUGUGGCCAUUCACUUCUCCCAGGAAGAGUGGGUGCUCCUUGAUAAGGCCCAGAGGCUCCUGUACUGCAGUGUGAUGCUGGAAAACUUGGCACUUGUGGCAUCUCUGGGUUCCUGUACUGGAAUGGGGGGUGAAGACGUAAAUUGUGUGCAUAAAGUGCCUGCAGAAGGUGUGGUGUGUGAGACAAGGCCAUCUCCUGAGGAGAGUCAUCUUGAGAUACGUGCUUCAGCUUUAGAAGACGUUUUGCCUCAGACUGAGUUCCUGAGCACAUACCCCGUGCAGACAUUGUGCUUGAGCAGAACAGGUUCCAGUUUUAAAGAAGAGAAUAACUGUCGCUGGAGGAGUUACAGUGGAGUAAAGUCCUAUGAAGGGGAUCCUCACAGGACUUCCGCUGUGCCAAGCUGCACAUCCCAUGUGUUGACCAGGCCAUUCAUCUGUGGGAAGGAUGGGGAGGAGGCCGUGUCCUCCACAGGCUGUGGUCAUCAGCAGGCUGCUUGCAGUAGUGAACAGCCCUCCACAGCCUGUCUUCAGCAGCAGGCCACUUGUAGAAGCGAACAGCUUUACAGCAGUGGUGAGUAUGGGGAAGUGCUUUUGAAUGGAGAGAGGCAUUGUAAGGAUGGGGAAUGCCAAAAAUGUUCAAGCUGCGAACAUGCCCCUGCUCAGUGUCCCAGUACCUCCUCUGAGAAAAGGCCGGCUGAGAAUAGCAAGUAUGAGAAAGCCUUCUCCUGCAAUUACAAACGUGCUCAGCACCAGGACAGUCACUCCGGACAGAGGACCCAUGAGCACUGUCAACAUGAGAAGUCCUUCAGCAAAAAGUGCCGUCUCAAUACACGAGACAGAAUUCAUCCUCAAGAAAGGCCCUAUAAAUGUACGGAAUGUGGAAAAGCCUUUAUCUAUAAAUCUGAACUCAUUUACCAUCACAGACAUCACACUGGUAGAGUACAUUAUGAGUGUGUGGAAUGUAGAAAAUCCUUCACGUACAAAUCCAAUCUCACCGAACACCAGAGAAUCCACACUGGAGAAAGGCCUUAUCAAUGCGAACAAUGUGGAAAAUCCUUCAGACAAAACUCUAGCCUCUUUAGACAUCACAGAAUUCAUACUGGAGAAAGGCCGUACGAGUGCUAUGAAUGUGGGAAAUCCUUCAGACAGAUCUUUAAUCUCAUCAGACACAGGCGAGUCCACACUGGAGAAAUGCCUCACCAAUGUGGUAAUUGUGGGAAAGCCUUUAGCUGCAAAACUGAACUCACUCAACACGAGCGAAUUCACAGUGGAGAAAAGCCGUAUGAGUGUAGUGAUUGUGGAAAAUACUUCAGGCAGUUCCCCAACCUCAUUCGACACCGGAGAGUGCACACUGGUGACAGGCCUUAUAAGUGCAGUGAAUGUGAGAAAUCCUUCAGUCGCAAAUUCAUCCUCAUCCAGCACCAAAGAGUUCACACUGGAGAAAGGCCUCACAAAUGUGGGGAAUGUGACGCAUCCUUCACCCGAAAAUCUGACCUCUUCCAGCACCAGAGAAUCCACAGUGGCACGCGACCUUAUGAGUGUGAAGAAUGUGGGAAGUCAUUCAGACAAUGUUCUAGCCUCAUCCAGCACAGGAGAGUUCAUACCGGAGAGAAGCCUUAUGAGUGUGUCGAAUGUGGGAAAGCCUUUAGUCAGAGUGCUAGCCUCAUUCAACACCAGAGACUGCACACUGGAGAAAAACCUUACGAGUGUAGUGAAUGUGGGAAGUCCUUUAGCCAGAGUGCUAGCCUGAUUCAACACCAGAGAAGCCACAGUGGAGAAAAGCCUUAUGAAUGUAGUGAAUGUGGCAAACCUUUCACCCAUAAGUCUGACCUGAUUCAGCACCAAAGGGUUCAUACCGGAGAAGGACCUUAUGAGUGCCAUGACUGUGAGAAAUCCUUUAGCCGUAGAUCGAAUCUUGUCAGACACCAGCGAGUUCACACCUAAGAAGACUCUUUAUCAUGUACGAAUUGUGCUGCUAAGGGUGUUCUUUAUUGUGUCUAGGGGAGGCGUACACAGGUGGAAAGUGCAUAAAGAUUUAUGCCUGCCCCCGAUUGGACAGAGGUUGGAAGUGUGCAGCCUUGUGAGUUUUGCCUUUACAAGCAGCUGACUAAUAAUUUGUGGUCAUUCUCUGGGAAUCCCAGGUAUGGAUCUGGCCGGUGUACAUCAUCCUGACCAGUAUUUAAUACUUCUUUCAGAUUCGGCUCAAAAGUAGAAAAGUGCUGUUUAACAGGUGUUUUAACACUGGAGAAGACUCACAGCCCUCUCUGAGUUCAGAGAUUAUUUAUCUGGGCUUCGGAAGUGGAAGUUAUUUCAAAUAUGUGGGAAACUUUGAGAAGACUCAUUACAGUUUUUAGAUGCCCAGGGCCAUGUCCUGAUUUAUGUCAUUCGCAGUAUCUGUGAUAGAAACCCUGUCUCUCUUACCACUUGGAAGAUUGAGUCUGAUUAUCCCUGCUAAGUGCUUAGAGGUACAGACCUCUCUGCUCUGCUCUGGCUUUAGCCUUGAAGACCCUUUUCCUUUUUUGGGCAGCAAUCUUAUUUAGAAAGUGUGGUCUGAGUUGUACUUUCAACUUUUCUAGGA
Messenger RNA from Apodemus sylvaticus (European woodmouse), 2912 nucleotides. RefSeq names its product zinc finger protein 551-like. The record is from RefSeq and is a predicted model, not a curated record. The transcript has 4 exons. NCBI's taxonomy places the organism in Eukaryota, Metazoa, Chordata, Mammalia, Rodentia, Muridae. Gene Ontology annotation, molecular function: RNA polymerase II cis-regulatory region sequence-specific DNA binding; DNA-binding transcription factor activity, RNA polymerase II-specific. Gene Ontology annotation, biological process: regulation of transcription by RNA polymerase II. The coding region runs from base 188 to 2278 and encodes 696 amino acids.